Molecule: messenger RNA, 1442 nt
Organism: Uranotaenia lowii
Lineage: Eukaryota; Metazoa; Arthropoda; Insecta; Diptera; Culicidae
Gene: RagC-D
Product: ras-related GTP-binding protein C
Exons: 4
Coding region: 205-1380 (391 amino acids)
Biological process (GO): cellular response to amino acid stimulus; cellular response to starvation; regulation of autophagy
Cellular component (GO): nucleus; Gtr1-Gtr2 GTPase complex; lysosome
Molecular function (GO): GTP binding; GTPase activity
Source: RefSeq, a predicted model, not a curated record
AUUCAUCAUACCAUUUGUGCACAGUUUUGAUAAUUUGCUCUGGAAUUUUAAGGUAGAUAGUAGUGUACAGUUUAUUGAUUGUGAUAUCAAAAAGUUUUGAGUAUUCUCAAAGUCCUGUGCUGAAAAAUUCCGUUGUAUUCAAAGUCAUCUUAAGGAGUUCUGAGUUGAGAUUAAAGUUCCCGUUCCUGUCGUUAGAAGUUAACUAUGAGUUAUCAGGACGAAGAGGAGCAGAUGAGCUAUCAUGUCGGUUCAUUUCCGAAAGACUUUGGGUAUGGCAAUUUCGACCACGAUGAUGGCGAAUUUCGCUCAGGUGAUGAUAAGCCUCGAAUACUCCUGAUGGGUUUGAGACGCUCAGGGAAAAGCUCAAUACAAAAAGUAGUCUUCCACAAGAUGUCCCCAAAUGAAACACUUUUCCUGGAAUCAACCAACAAAAUCGUUAAAGAUGAUAUAAACAACAGUAGUUUUGUGCAGUUCCAAAUUUGGGACUUUCCAGGACAGAUUGAUUUUUUCGAUCCUAACUUUGACUCGGACAUGAUCUUUGGUGGAUGUGGUGCCUUGGUGUUUGUUAUCGAUGCUCAAGAUGAUUACCUCGAGGCAUUGGCUAAGCUUAACCAAACUGUCACAAAGGCGCAUAAGGUUAAUCCAAUGAUCAAGUUUGAGGUUUUCAUUCACAAAGUAGAUGGUGUCAGUGAUGAUUUUAAAAUGGAAUCACAAAGAGACAUCCACUCUAGAGCUACGGAUGAUUUGGUCGAUGCUGGUUUGGAAACUGUGCAUCUUAGUUUCCAUCUUACAUCGAUUUACGACCAUUCAAUUUUUGAGGCAUUUUCCAAAGUGGUCCAGAAGCUGAUACCUCAAUUGCCCACGCUGGAAAAUCUUCUGAACAUAUUUAUUUCUAAUUCUGGAAUUGAAAAAGCGUUUUUGUUUGAUGUUGUUUCGAAGAUUUAUAUUGCUACAGAUUGCUCCCCGGUUGACAUGCAGAGUUAUGAACUAUGCUGCGAUAUGAUUGAUGUCGUCAUAGACUUAUCUUGCAUAUACGGCUCCAAGGAUGACCCAGAAACACCUGCUUUCGAUAAUCAAAGCUCCAGUUUGAUUAAGAUGAAUAACAGCACGGUGCUCUAUUUACGAGAAGUCAAUAAGUUUUUAGCGCUUGUUUGCAUAAUAAGAGAAGAAAAUUUUUCUCGUCAAGGUGUGAUAGACUACAACUUUCUCUGCUUUAGAGAAGCGAUAACACAAGUCUUUGAACUUCGGAUGAAAAACCAAAAAAUGGAAGCUUCUGAGCUUGGCCAAAGCAAUGAAAUACAAUAUCACGAGUCUACAACGCUAAUAAGUGAUUUAUCACAGAAAGAAGAGCUACAUUUGAAUGAGUCUUCAGUUGCUUAAUCCUGAUACAAAUAAGAUUUAAAAAAGUGUUAUGUUUUAAACCUACCGUAAAGAUUUUUAUU